This is a messenger RNA of Plectropomus leopardus (leopard coralgrouper), 3665 nucleotides long. RefSeq lists its product as uncharacterized. NCBI's taxonomy places the organism in Eukaryota, Metazoa, Chordata, Actinopteri, Perciformes, Serranidae. The record is from RefSeq and is a predicted model, not a curated record.
GGAAGCUCCUCAGAUCCGAUAGUUGAAAUAUUUAGGAAAAUAAAACUCGAGCAAACCGCGCGGACAGAUGUGCUGUUUGAGUGUCGGAGCCAUGAAGGAGUGAACCGGCGGCAGCGGGGAAACCUGAGAUCUGAUCUGGAUGGAACCGACGGGUCUACGAGACGUUUUCAAAUGUAUAACACUAUCCAUCGCAGCAAUGGAGGAUAUCGGUCUCCAUCACAAACCCACCAAUGACCCCCCUCUACACAGACCUACUGACACUUUUGGGCUGCACCACAUCCCACCAGACUAUCUGCACGUCACUGAUGCAAAUAGGAAAUCUGACUUGCAAAAAGAUGGACUGUCCAGAAAAAGGUCCCACUCGGUAAUGAUGGCAGAGCCACAAAUGACUCCCCAGUUUCCUCUACAGACUGCAGGUCCUCUGGGUGCUGACACCAUGCACUUUAAUACAGCUGCCAAAAAUGGAAACGCUAAUUUGGAUAAGGCUGGAGCUGGCAGGAAAAAAGCCAGAGUCGGAGAUCCAUCAAAGUGGAAGCAAAACAAGCAGAAACAGCUGAGGAUGGAGGGCAAAGCGUACGUGAGCAAACGCAAAAAAGACGGGGAGGCUGUGACAAAACAGCCGAGAGCAGUGGGGCCGAGGUGCACCUCGAACGCGUGCAAAAAGGCUUCAAACCGGCUUUGUAAUGAAAUCAACGAGGAGGCCAGGAAGAAAGUGUUUGAUGAAUUCUGGCAGCACAUGAACUGGGCUCAGAGAAAGCUGUAUGUGGCAGAACAUGUUGACCGUGACCCCGUGGAACGAUCUCGGGCGGUGGGGUCACAGUCGAGGAGAUCAGUUUCACUCCGUUAUCACUUGAUGGUGGAUGGCAAGAGGAAACAAGUGUGUAAAAACAUGUUCCUGUCCACUCUGGGGAUAGGAGAGUGGUCUGUGCUCAACUGGACACAGAGAGGAGAAGCAAAAAAGAACGAAUCAAAUGAAAACAAAUUAGAAAAGAGGCAGAGUGUCACUGUCCCUCAGUGCUCACAACAGAGCCCUGCUUCUUCUGCAGCCAGUAUCACUGUGGACGUUACUCAGGAACAAGUGAAUGCUGCAGACAAAGACCGGCCACCAGAACCAGAGGGGCCAGCCGGGAAGAAAUCCAGAGUUGCCAAGCCGCUAACAUGGAAGCAAAAUCGACAGAAGCAACUCAGGAUGGAGGGAAAACCGUACAUCAGCAAACGAAAGAAAGACGGCACGACCAUAACGAAAGGUCAGAGGACAAUGGGACUGAGAUGCACGUCCAGUGCUUGCAAAAGGGCAUCAAACCGCUUCUGUGCUGACUUCAGUGACGAAACGAGGACUGAGCUCUUCACUAGCUUCUGGCAAUGCAUGAACUGGGCUCAGAGGAAGAUCUAUGUGUCCGGGUUAGUCGACUGCGACCCGGUGGAAAGAACACGAGCACCGUGGACUCAGUCGAGAAGGUCGGUUUCGAUGCGGUAUCAUUUAAUAGCCGACGGUGACAGGAAACAAGUUUGCAAAAAGAUGUUCCUCUCCACACUCGGGAUUGGAGAGUGGUCAGUGCUUAACUGGGCACAAAAUGCAUCCCAGCGUGACAAUUCAGAGGAAACCACCAAGAAGCCAACGCAGAGGAAGUCCCGGAAAGCUUCAGAGCAUGUCGUCCUGAAGGAGUUCCUCGAGAGUUUACCCAAAUUGCCCUCGUACUGUUGUGGGACAUCCGUCUCCAAGCUGUACCUGGAGCCGGUGUUCUCAAACAUGUCCGAGGUGUAUAGGCAUUACUACAACCACUGCUUAGAGAGGAAAACGGCUCCGCUCUCUCGGCAGGUUUUUUGUGCUGUAUUUAAAAAGAUGGAUUUGGGAUUGUGUGACCCCAAAAGGGAUCAAGGGUGUUCUUUCGGUGCAACUGGGAAUUUAUUUAAUGAGCUUUGGGAGGAGUACUGCUUGGAAAGAGGAGCUCCAGGACCACAACCAGAGAAAGUGUGUAACCAGUAGAGAGCGAUUAAGACUAAAAAGUUAAAGGAUGGCGUUCACGGUUUGUUGCUCCAUUACUUAAAACGUGAUCAUUUACACAUUGUGGAAAGGUGAAUUCCAAGACUUUGCCAAAAUGACUCAGUGAUCUCACUUACCAUUAAAACCUGUUAAAGAGGACCUAUUAUGUUCAUUUAAAGGUUCAUACUUGUAUUUCAUGCUUUAAUAGUUAAAAAAACAACAGUAUUUUCCUCAUACUGUCUAUGCUGAAACAUCUGUAAUGACUUCCCCCCAAAAAAUCCGAAAUCAGGUAAAAAUGGUCAAUACCAGCUAUGAAGAUAACAUGUCUGAUCACAGCUGGUGUGAAGCUACAUGUACAUUAGCAAAAUACUGCUGGGGAAUGACUGUAACAUCAGGUUCACACUGGACGUGGAAGCGCUCUUAAAAACACAGAUUUUCCGUAGAGCAUUGCCGUUAUUUUUGCCGUCCAUGUUGAGCAAUGUGUCGUGCCACAGCCUCAGUGGCCGGUUCAAAAACUGCAGCAACAGUUUCUGUCUCUGGUCUAUUUUUUUAAUGAAAAGGCUAUGUUAGAUAAAUGAUAAAUCGAUGAUAAAAUAUGCAUCCCAUUCUUCCACAUAUUUGUCAACUGUGUCUAAACAGAGAGUGAGACAAACAAGCAGACACAUAGACAGACACGCACUACACAGUUAUUUUAAGAUGCCUUUUAACAUCAGGCAAGUGACUACCGAUGAAAAUUAGCUCCCUAGUUAACUUGGGUGCACGUAAUUUGUUUAUAUGUGCAUUAGUGUACACUGUCCCUUUUUAAAUAAAUAAAUCAGGCAAACAGAGAGAGGGCUCAGACAGAGCAGAGGAGCAGAAUUUCUUGCUUACCUGCACUUAGAAAUGCGCUCCGGGUGUGAACAGCCUGGCAACUGCUGAUGGGCGUCUGUGGCACAGGUAACAUAUCGGGGCACCUUUCCGUCCAGUGUGAACCUGAUGUAACAGAGAAUAGCAGCACUUUGUACCGUGAAAAAUAACCAAUAAAACCUUCUUAACACAGCCAGACAUGUUUCAGCAGGAAAACGAUCAGAAAUCAAGGAGAAAUUUAUAACAUCAGCAACCAAGUUUACAUGUUUCCUGACAUUAGCAUGUAGGAUACAAAUGUUAACACUUGUUUGCCUGCAGCAGAUGACCAUAUAUAGUAAUCCAGCACACUAUGAUGUCAGACUGUUGCCAGAGUAGAAAAAACACUUGGAAACAGAAUAUUUAGAACUCUCCGAAGCCUGAGAUUUGAACUUGAGGAUUUGAACUUUGGCCCUUUUUAAUAUAAAUAUCAUUCACUGUUAUACCAUAUAUAAGAAGAUGCAAAAUAUGGAAAAUCAUAAUAGGUCCCCUUUAACAUACACUAUGGUUGCAUCCUCCAGGCUCACACUAUCCGAACUGAACUGAACUGAAGGAAUCCAGUCUUAAUGCAGCUGGACAGUUGUUUCACAUGAAUGUGAUUAUUUAAGCACUACACUUAUUUUGUUUUUGUACUGGGGAAUGCUACUUUGUUCCUUAAAAAUGUACAGGUUUUUUAUUAUGUUUUGUCAAACAUUGUUAAUAGUUCAAGGUUAAGACAAAAUGUGUCAAAAUAUGUGUACUAAAAUAAUACUAAAACAUAUUUAUCUGUUAAUCCGCUGUUUGGAAUUUCAAUAAGUGU